Xiphophorus hellerii (green swordtail) is the source of this 1768-nucleotide messenger RNA. RefSeq names its product acyl-CoA-binding domain-containing protein 6. The record is from RefSeq and is a predicted model, not a curated record. Gene Ontology annotation, molecular function: protein binding. The coding region runs from base 246 to 1670 and encodes 474 amino acids. NCBI's taxonomy places the organism in Eukaryota, Metazoa, Chordata, Actinopteri, Cyprinodontiformes, Poeciliidae. The transcript has 13 exons.
UAUUUAUUAUUGGAAUCUCCAGAAUCAUAACUUUCUAAAUAUUCAAGGAUCCUUGAAUCCUUGAAGGGAAAGAUUGUUGCAACAAAAAGGACACGCCUCCUUGCUAUUUUCUGCCUGCUGGACAUAGAAGCGCUAAUGAGUUAAUCACUAACUGCACAGGUACAAAUAUGGGACAUUAACUGGGGAAAAGCAGCUUAUGUCCAAAGAAAGUUUGACCAACCUUUGAAAACCCAACUGCACUGUUGAUGUUUGGCCCUGAUGUGAUGAGACAUCGUCUGCUGCUCAGCGUCGUCAGAGGGAAGCUGUAUCUGUUUGGAGGAUCCUCCAGUCCUGAAGCCUCCGAAUGCCUCCCAGGCGUCUACAGCUUCGACGUCGUGUCUUUGGCCUGGGAAUGCCUGUCAGCCGGCGGCGUGGCUCCCAGGGUUCUCCGGUCCGGCUCUGCUGCCGCUGGAGACAACAUCUACAUGUACGGAGGGCGGCUGGAGGGCGAGCCAACCGACGACCUCCUGGUCUUCAACACAGUGUCUGUCACCUGGACUCCGGUUAAAACCAGCGGAUCGCUUCCUCCUGCCCUAUGGGGGCAGAGUUUCACUCAGGCUGGAGAUCAGCUCUUCAUGUUUGGUGGUUACGGAGCAGGAGGAACGUUUUGUAAGGACCUUUAUGCUCUGAACACAGAGAAGCUGCAGUGGCAGAAAUGGGAGGUGAAGGGAGAAUCUCCUCCAGUCUGUAGUGGACAGACACUGACUGCACACCAUGACAAGGACAUCUAUCUGUUUGGAGGACAAAUCUGCAGUAAGGAAUCCACAGCAACGUCGUCCAAUGAAAUCCAUAAACUCAGUAUUGCCAAGAUGAAGUGGAAGGUUCCUCUGUAUGUUGGGAUUCCUCCGGCCCGUCGGCACGGCCACGCUGCCUUCAUCCUACACAGUCACCUGUAUGUGUUUGGAGGGAAGAAUGAAGAGCAGGAUUUGAAUGACUUGAAGGUGAUGAAGCUGAUCAAUCCGUCUGAGAGACAACCAGUGAUGAAGGAGAUCCUGUCAGAGUUCGGUCUGCAGGGCGUCAGCCACAGCUUCACUCCCACUAAGGUUCCCAACGUUCGCUAUGAGCUGAGCGACGCGGCUCCGUCCACCCAGCCCAGAACAGCAGCAGCAGCUAAUAUACAGGUUUGUGUCCACAGAGACUUCAGCGCCGUUCGAGAUCAGGCCAUGAAAAUGAUCCAGGCAGCCUUCGCUCUGUUGGACCAGGAGUUUCAGAAACUAGAUCGGUUCAUUCAUUCAUUCAUUCAUUCAUUCAUUCAUUCAUUCAUUCAUUCAUUCAUUCAUCUCUUUGUAGCUUUUGUAUUGACUAACUCUACAGAUGAUUUAUUUUCUUUAUUCAGGGAGAAGUUAGAAGUUUCUAAAGCCGCUGCAGCUCUACACAGGGACAGAAAGGAGCAUGAAGCUCACAGAGAACGACAACAACAGGAGCUGAAGGAAAUGUUGGAGAAACAUCGCAACCAGAACGAGGCGUGGCUCCGGGCGAGAGCCGAGGAGAACGACCGAGAGAGGAGGGAGCUCAGCAGGCUGCGGGAGGAGGUUCUGCAGGACCAGGAGAGGCUGAAGGAGGAGCAGAGCAGCGUCCAGAAACGCAGCGAACAUCUGCUGUCCAUCAUGCAGCAGUUCAAAGGAAUGUAGAAAACACUCAGCAAAAACCAUGAAAAUGGGAAAUUAUUUGAAAUAGAAAGUUUGUUUGAUUCUGACAAUAAAAACUUUGAAAAGUUUGUCAAAACAAA